CCUAUUCUUCACUGCAGUUUUUAUUUGGACAUGGAACGCGACGCGAAGACUUCGAGAUGUUUAUCACGCGCAAAUUAGUGAUCAAUUAGCGAAAAAAGAAAAAUAAUCCAUGAAACGCCUAUGACGACAUAGUGUUAAAGUUAAAUAGUCAACAACGCAACCAAUUGUUGACUGUGUGUGCGGGGCAUGCUGACUCAGCCACGGCGAACGACAAAGGCAGAUAUACGGGAACGAGAUAAAGUCCGGCAGCGGGACUCAUUUUAGCAUUUGCUGCUACUCUGCCUCCCCCCACAAAGGCGAAAGGCGUUAACAAGAGCAGCGGCACGUACAGAUGUAUACCAAUUAAACCGCAGUGACAUCCAUCCACUACACGCACACACAUACAUAGACACAGACACAUACUCGCACGCAGAUUAGUUUACGCACACACGGGCCAGACAGCGCCUCCUACAACACCCAACACCACAAACACAAACACACAGACAAAGCCACACGCGCGUACACACACAGAGACACACACAAUGUCACAUUCGCCACUGGCAGUGUAUGGCUUCGCAGCAUGUUUUAUGAUUUUUUGGUUCGGUACAUGGUGCGUACAUUUAAUCGCGAUCUGCUAUGGCAAAUACAAAUUGCACAAGAAGUUGUGCAAGCUGCCCACAGAGUCCUCCCCGCUGCCGGGUGUUUCCAUACUGAAGCCAUUGAUGGGCGUGGAUCCGAAUUUGCAACAUAAUCUGGAAACAUUCUUCACCAUGGACUAUCCGCUGUACGAGCUAUUGUUUUGUGUGGAGGACAAACACGAUCCGGCUAUCAAGCUGGUGGAGCAACUGAUCGAAAAGUAUCCCCAGAUUGAUGCCCAGCUCUUCGUGGGUGGCUCCAAUGUGGGUGUCAAUCCCAAAAUUAACAAUAUCCAUCCUGGCUACAUGGCAGCCAAAUAUGACUUUGUCAUGAUCUCAGACAGCGGCAUCAAAAUGAAGAACGACACGCUGCUGGACAUGGUGCAGAACAUGUCCGAGCGACAUGCGCUCGUCCAUCAAAUGCCCUUCACCAGCGACCGGGAAGGAUUUGCGGCCACCUUCGAAAAAGUGUUCUUUGGCACGGUGCAGUCCAGGAUUUACCUGUCAGCCGAUGUGCUGGGCAUCAAUUGCCACACGGGCAUGUCUUGUCUGCUGCGCAAGGCGGUCAUCGAUCAGCUGGGCGGACUGCGCACCUUCGGCUGUUACCUGGCCGAGGAUUUCUUCAUUGCCAAACGGGUCAUGGAGCUCGGCUGGAAGAUGCGCAUCUCGAAUCAGCCCGCGCUCCAAAACAGCGGCCUCUGCGACAUAGCCAGCUUUCAGGCACGACUCAUACGCUGGGCGAAGCUGCGCGUUGCCAUGGUGCCAACGACAAUUCUGCUGGAGCCGCUGUCCGAGUGCAUGAUCCUGGGUGCAUUGGCCGCGUGGUCGGCGUCGCUGCUCUUCAAGUGGGAUCCGCUGGGGUUUUACUUGGUGCACAUUCUGUGCUGGCUUCUGUCCGACUGGCUGCUGUUGUCGAUUGUGCAGCACGGCUCGAUGCCGUUCGGCAAGUUCGAGUUUGUCAUCGGCUGGCUGUUCCGGGAGCUGACCGGGCCGUAUCUCUUUCUGCACGCCCUGUGGAAUCCGGCCAUACGUUGGCGGACGCGCACCUUUAAGCUGCACUGGGGUGGCAUUGCCUACGAAUUGCCGCUUAAUUCACCUGCAACGGAUUCGCUAACAGCGCCACUGCAGCCGGCGCCCACGUUAUUGGCGGCAUCAAAAACAUCAUCAGCAUCAUCAUUAUCGUCGUCGUCAUCAUCAUCAUCCGCUGCAGCAGCAGCGGCGGCGGCGUCGGCGUCGGCAUCCGCAUCAAGUUCAGCAACAACAACAACAACAAACACGACAAAGGGCGCGGGACUGGGCACGCUGAGCGCGGCAGCCAAACAGCGAUUGCUGAUCUCGUAGCAGCAGCUAGUUCAAAUUUGUUUGUUAUAUGCGUAAUUGUACUUUCGUUAGGGACUCAGCGGACUGCGACACUGUGGAGCUACAGUCAAUGUUAGUAGUAUUAUUACUAGCCUAAACAAAAACCCCUUAGUCACUACAUAAACUUUAAUUUUAAGUAAGUCUUUAAGUUAAGUGAGUCCAAUGAGCUGCUAGCUCUCUGCUGCUGUGCGCCCUAGGCUAAUAAUACGCAGCAUCCACAAUGAGGCGAGAGGCAGGCAUACGAGGUUCAGAACGAGAUUUGCUCUCAGACCCACACCCACACACACACACUCGCACACACGCUCACUCUUAAACUGACAACAGCAAAAACAACAACAACAAGAAGAAGCUUUAACGGUAGCAAUGUGCAAACAUUUUGUUGAUUUCUAGAACCAAACUUAAUAAUAAGUUGACCAUUUAUCUUUAGGCAUCUAUGCUGUAGAGAUCUAUAAGAUAUAAUUAUACUAAGUUGCGCCGGUUUGUACAUUUUUGUAGUUGAUCGAAGAUUGAAAGAGAGAGAGAGAGAGAGAGAGAGAGGGAGAGCAACAGAGAGAAAGAGGGAGCUCUUUAGAUUAGAUUUUGUUAUUGCUAUUUUGUAAUUCGAUAUUUGUAAUUAUCUAAUUAGCUAUUUAUUAUUAUGAUUUGCCUAGCAAAACGAUAUACACACACAUAUAUUUUUUUGUUCGAUUUACUUUACUUUAACUCUUAACGAUCUGUCCCUAUUCUAUUAAUUUCUACCCGCUUCACGCUCUGUAAAUAUGCUUCGCUAAAAACGCCAUCGAAUAAAUGUAAUUUACAUUAGAAA
Molecule: messenger RNA, 2778 nt
Organism: Drosophila mojavensis
Lineage: Eukaryota; Metazoa; Arthropoda; Insecta; Diptera; Drosophilidae
Gene: GlcT
Product: ceramide glucosyltransferase
Exons: 2
Coding region: 522-1955 (477 amino acids)
Biological process (GO): glucosylceramide biosynthetic process
Cellular component (GO): membrane
Molecular function (GO): ceramide glucosyltransferase activity
Source: RefSeq, a predicted model, not a curated record